Drosophila mauritiana is the source of this 1649-nucleotide messenger RNA. RefSeq lists its product as uncharacterized. Bases 138 to 1298 code for a protein of 386 amino acids. The record is from RefSeq and is a predicted model, not a curated record. The transcript has a single exon. NCBI's taxonomy places the organism in Eukaryota, Metazoa, Arthropoda, Insecta, Diptera, Drosophilidae. Gene Ontology annotation, cellular component: cytoplasmic microtubule.
GUCUCACUCUAGCUUUCGGAUCAAUUUUCACUAUUCCCUCGUUUUCUUUAUGUGAUAAUAAAUACACAAAUAUUUUCAAUCCAGUUUCAUCGAUUUGCAAGUUGAUAUAACGAUAUAUACACGACACAAAGGACACAAUGUCCGCACUACGGCGAUCACAUGGCGGAGGUCGUGAUUUUCUGCAGGAGAACAAGCAAAAUGUGUCCAGGAUGGAGACCAAUGGUAGGUGUAUAGCUGCGGCCAAUGCCCGUCGUGUGCCCCUGUGGCGUCCAGUGGUCCUGCACUACACGGAGAAGUUGCGUCCCCAUGCCUACAAUGUCCAACGUCGUCCACGCCAGUUACACGGAGCCCAUGAGUCUCCCCGCCUGCGAGGCGGUCUUGCCCAGCCGUAUGGCUUUCACAACGAGAUGCGUCGCAGGAUGCCACCAAAUUCCUGCGGUUGUGAUUUGACCACAAGUAAAUCGGAGGCACGUAAGGAGCAGGAGCGCCUACAGGGCGGUUGGGAGGAUCAGCAAAAGCAAAGGAAAUGCUGCUCCGGUUGCACCUGCCAUCACGGCUAUCCGACUAAUAAACCAUCUGAUCAGGGUCACGAGGCAAAGGCGGUGCCGCAGCAUGAGGGUCACCACGGCCAAGCAGUUGCUCCACAUCAGUGCCAACAAUCGGAAACGGAUGGCCAAAUCCAACCCAAACAUGGCGAAGGUGAUCAGGCCGAUCGCAUUUCGGUAUGCUCCCGCAUGUCCCGGGAAUCCCGGGCAUCUCAGGCGUCUCAGGCGUCCCGUCGCUCCCAGGCAAAGUCAACACAGGCCCAGGAGAACAACGAACCCGAGGCACCCUUGAGCGCUCGCAGCAGUGCACCCACAAAGACCAUCAAGUCCAAGCGAUCCGUUUCCCAGGAGAGUGUGCGCUCGAAUGCCACCAUCAAGUCGAACGUUACUGUGGCCUCCAGAAGCACCACGGCUUCGAAGAGAUCUCAAGUCAGUCGCAAGUCAAAGUUAAUGGAGGUAAUGCCGCCACCAACCCACUUGGAGGAUCGAAGGCCCAAGGAGCGAGAGAAGGAGAAGGCGCCAACUGUCAUCGAAGGCUACACACCGUUGACGCCCAACGAGAGACAGGCUGCUCUCCAGGAUGCCCACAUAAAGUAUAGUAAGCUGGUCGAGGAAUACAAUCGUAUGCCCGUUUCUGAGCCAACUUUGCGCGUGCGCAAUCGAAAGAUCGCAAUCGAACGACAGCUGGACGAACUGGACUAUGCCAUCAAUAUGUUCGAUCAGCCCCAUAUGGAUAUGUAUUACAAGAAGUGAUGAUCGCAGUGCCUGUUACUCGUUUCAAAGUUUGUUGCCCAUUACCAAAUUUAGUUGUUUGCCAUAAAACUGAAUCUAAAUGAUUAGAUAGAUUGGAAUAUUUCGAAUCAAAUCGCUACUGAAUGAAGCAUUAAAAUUAAGAAUGAACAUAGACAAUUGCAACAGAAACCAAGGUUCUUCAAGAAUUAAAAUAUAUACAAUAAGAUAAUUAGCUCAAAAAUACAAAAGAAAUCGUUCUGCCUCGCAAGAAAUCAAGGAAAUAACUCAUUACAAGUUUAAUAAGCCCUUAGUGUACAAACAUAUUUGAAAUGAUAUGGGACAAUAUGAAAAUCAAAUACAAAAUAAAUAUCU